CCACCGGAAGUGCUUGCUGGAGACAAGCAGCGCCGCCAUUGUGUCGUCUGCACUUCGUUCGGAUCGUGGCAACACAAAACAGUUUGAAAUCGGAUAUAAAUGACACAGCAACUCAUCUGUUGUUGCACAGUUUCGCUUUUUGACGACACGGACUCUUCUUUUUGAGUCUGCACGCCUUGUGAGUAAAGUUUUGAUUGGGCUCACCAUGCAUGCUAGUGCUUUAGCACAGCGGAGCUAGCCGUGUUUUCCUCACUCGUCCACAUCCGAGAGAGUUUAAGCGCUUGUAUUUAGUUAACCAACAGAGAAGAAUAAUCAUGGGUUCGUCCAAGAAACACAAGGAAAAGAGCCGCGACAAGGAGGCAGAGGAGCGCCGUCGUGAGCACAAGAAACACCGCCGCAAGGAGCGCGAUACGGACCGAGAUCGGGACAGUAAAGACAGGCGAAAACGGUCUUCGUCCAGGGACAGAAGUGGCCGUGAGAGCCGCAGCAAAGGAGAGAGGAGCACCGGAGAGCCACGCCCGAAGAGGGAGAAAGUGGACCCAGGGUAUGAGGGGGGGAAUACCGAGACGCAAGCACAGUCUGCAAGCGGAGACGCAUCCCUCAGCAUUGAGGAGACCAACAAGCUCCGAGCCAAGCUGGGCCUGAAGCCUCUAGAGCUGAAUGACGAUAAGAAGGAGCUGGGAACAAAGGAGGAGCCGCUGGUGGCUGAGACUAUCAACCCCGCGCUCAUCCAGAAGCAGAAGGACAUCAAGGAAAAGCUGGCGGCCAUGAAGGAGAAGCGCCUCCUUAACCAAAAACUGGGCAAAGUCAAGACCUUGGCCGAGGAUGACUGGCUGGACGACACGACUGCCUGGGUGGAGAAAAACCGAAAGGCGGCGAAAGAGAAAGAGAUGGCGGAGAAGAGAGCCAAACUCCUGGAGGAGAUGGAUCAGGAGUUUGGCGUGAGCAGCUUGGUGGAAAAGGAGUUUGGACAAACUAGGAACAGCACCUACACGGCCCAUGAUCUAAAGGGCCUUAAAGUACAGCACAAGGUGGACUCCUUCGGCGAGGGCCAAACUGUUAUCCUCACACUGCAGGACAAAGGUGUCCUGGAGGAGGAGGAGGACGUGCUGGAAAAUGUGGGUCUGGUGGACAGGGAGAAGGCAGAAAAGAAUGUGGAGUUGAAGAAGAAGAAGCCAGACUACAAGCCUUACGAAGAGGAGGAGAGUGUGGAAGACAUGGUGACCUUCAAGUCGCGCACUGUGCUGUCAAAGUACGACGAGGAGAUCGAUGGCGAAAAGAAAAAGAGCUUCCGGUUGAACGCGGGGGGCUUUGCCGAUGGCACACGCGAGCGGGAGCUGCAAGUGAUGAGAGAGGUGCUCAGAAGUCAGGCCCAGUCCUUGGAGAUGCCGUCACUCACAAUUGCAUCGGAGUACUACAGCCCGCAGGAAAUGGUGGGCUUCAAGAAGACCAAACGGCGCGUGAAGAAGAUCCGAAAGAAGGACAAGACCAACGUGGCGGACUUUUUGCUCCUUGACGACACCCGCAAUACCGACUUUGGCUCCAGGACGCGAGGCCGAGGCCGCAAAGACGACGACGAAACUGGCGGCGAAAUGAAGGACGGCAGGUGGCCGCACGAGGUAGCGCAGGCGUCCGAUGACGUCAGGACGGCAGAAAUGGAGAUGAGUGACGACGACGACUUCACCCCGCCCGAGCCGAGCGUCAUGGAGGAGGACGAGGCCGAGCUGGAGCUUCAGAAGCAACUGGAGAAGCAGAGGAAACUCAAGCAGAAGCAGCUCCUCAAAGACUCCGGGGAGAAGAUUGCCGAGCAGAUCAAGCAGCUCGCUAAGGACAACCCCGACAACGACUCAGAGAGGAGGAGCAACAUUGUUUUUAACGCCACCUCAGAGUUUUGCAGAACUCUGGGCGAUAUUCCCACAUACGGCUUGUCGGGAAACAGAGAGGACCAAGAGGACAUUAUGGACUUUGAGCAAGAGGAGGAGAAAGAAGGUGCCGGGGACUCCAACUCUGACAUGGACGACAACAUCGGGUGGAGUACCGUCAACUUGGACGAGGAACAGAAACAUCCCGACUUCGCCACGGGCUCUGCCACCAUUUUGGACGAAGAGCCCAUCGUCAACUCUGGCCUGGCUGCUGCCUUGCACCUGUGUAAGAACAAAGGACUGCUGGAAACAGAGGUGCAGAAGGUGGCGCGUGUCAAAGCCACCAAGGGCGCCCUGCCAAACGACAACUACUGCAUCGAGGACAAGAUGGGCUUCGACGACAAGUACAGCCGGCGCGAGGAAUACAGAGGCUUCACGCAGGACUUCAAGGACAAAGACGGCUACAAGCCCGACGUCAAGAUCGAGUACGUGGACGAGUCCGGCCGCAAGCUGACGCCCAAAGAAGCCUUCAGGCAGCUGUCGCACAGGUUCCACGGGAAAGGCUCGGGGAAGAUGAAGACGGAGAGGAGAAUGAAAAAGCUGGAGGAGGAGGCUCUGCUGAAGAAAAUGAGCAGCAGCGACACGCCAUUGGGGACGGUGGCUCUGCUUCAGGAGAAGCAGAAGUCUCAGAAAACGCCGUACAUUGUACUCAGCGGCAGCGGCAAGAGCAUGAACGCAAACACCAUUACUAAGUAGAGUCCGUCAGUUUAGCACACGUGUUUUGAAGUCGGGUGAUUGCUGCAAAUCACGACAAAUGCUUUGUUGUCAUAGAAACAAAUGAUUCAAUAAACGUAUGCAACGAUUUGAUUUUCUUCAUUUUGGUUUACAAUCUUAAU
Messenger RNA from Dunckerocampus dactyliophorus (ringed pipefish), 2758 nucleotides. RefSeq names its product spliceosome associated factor 1, recruiter of U4/U6.U5 tri-snRNP (gene sart1). Gene Ontology annotation, biological process: maturation of 5S rRNA; mRNA cis splicing, via spliceosome. The transcript has a single exon. Gene Ontology annotation, cellular component: U4/U6 x U5 tri-snRNP complex. NCBI's taxonomy places the organism in Eukaryota, Metazoa, Chordata, Actinopteri, Syngnathiformes, Syngnathidae. The record is from RefSeq and is a predicted model, not a curated record. Bases 315 to 2618 code for a protein of 767 amino acids.